CAGUCGCUCGUCCUGCGCCCAGGCCCGGCCCCCGACGGCUGCACGUUGAGAUGACUUUCCGCUAUCUCCUGAACGUCAGUUUCGAGGGACCCUGCUCCGACAGCAGCGCCGGGAGCUCCAGCGCGGGCGGUGGCGGGGGUGGCGCGGGCGGCGCGGCCGCCUCCGAGGGCCGGGCGGUGGACGGCGUGCGGGUGACCGCAGGCGGUAGCAGCGGCGGCGGCGUGGUGGGCGCGGGCAACGGCGAGGACAACCGGAGCUCCGCUGGGGAGCCGGGGGGCACCGGCGCCGGCGGCGAGGUGAACGGCACGGCGGCCGUCGGGGGGCUGGUGGUGAGUGCGCAGGGCGUGGGCGUGGGCGUCUUCCUGGCCGCCUUCAUCCUCACGGCCGUGGCGGGCAACCUGAUGGUCAUCCUCUCCGUGGCCUGCAACCGCCACCUGCAGACGGUCACAAACUAUUUCAUUGUGAACCUGGCCGUGGCCGACCUGCUGCUGAGCGCCACGGUGCUCCCCUUCUCGGCCACCAUGGAGGUUCUGGGCUUCUGGGCCUUCGGCCGGGCCUUCUGCGACGUGUGGGCCGCCGUGGAUGUGCUGUGCUGCACGGCCUCCAUCCUCAGCCUCUGCACAAUCUCGGUGGACCGGUACGUGGGCGUGCGCCACUCGCUCAAGUACCCAGCCAUCAUGACCGAGCGCAAGGCGGCCGCCAUCCUGGCGCUGCUCUGGGCUGUAGCCCUUGUGGUGUCUGUGGGGCCGCUGCUGGGGUGGAAGGAGCCGGUGCCCCCGGACGAGCGCUUCUGCGGCAUCACGGAGGAGGCGGGAUACGCUGUUUUCUCCUCCCUGUGCUCUUUCUACCUGCCUAUGGCCGUCAUUGUGGUCAUGUACUGCCGCGUGUAUGUGGUAGCGCGAAGCACCACGCGCAGCCUGGAGGCUGGAGUCAAGCGCGAGCGGGGCAAGGCCUCAGAGGUGGUGCUGCGCAUCCACUGUCGCGGUGCAAGCACUGGCUCAGACGGAGCCCACGGUGGGAUGCGCAGCGCCAAGGGCCACACCUUCCGCAGCUCACUGUCGGUGCGUCUGCUCAAGUUCUCCCGUGAGAAGAAGGCGGCCAAGACGCUGGCCAUCGUCGUGGGCGUCUUCGUGCUCUGCUGGUUCCCCUUUUUCUUCGUUCUGCCACUGGGCUCCCUGUUCCCACAGCUGAAGCCCUCAGAGGGCGUCUUCAAGGUUAUCUUCUGGCUGGGCUACUUCAACAGUUGCGUGAACCCGCUCAUCUACCCUUGCUCCAGCCGGGAGUUCAAGCGGGCCUUCCUCCGCCUCCUGCGCUGCCAAUGCCAUCGCAGUCGCCAGCACCACCGCCCCCUCUGGAGCAUCUACGGUCACCACUGGCAAGCCUCGAAUGGUGGCCCGCGCCCUGACUACACUCCUGGCCCAGGCACCGCACCCUCCGGGGCCCUGCUGGCCCUCACCGCGCCCUCAGCCCCCCGCUCCCCAGGCACACGCAAGGCGCCGGCUCCGGUCAUCGGCCGUCGAAAGCCGCCCUGCGCCUUUCGCAAGUGGAGGCUUCUCGGGCCAUUCCGGAAACCCACCACCCCGCUGCAUGCCAGGGUCUCCAGCCUGUCGCAAAAGAAGCACACCAGAGAGGCUGCGUGCGCCCUGCACUUGGAGGUGGAAGCUGUGUGCUUAGGCAUCCGCAGUGAGGCAGCUGAGGGCACCACCUGCCAGGCCUACGAAUUGGCAAACUCUAGCCUUCUCCGUGAGACUGAUAUUUAAGGACCCCUGAGUUAGGCCGAGGAGUGUGCUGGGGGUGGGAGAAGGGUGUGGAGAUGGAGGUUGGCUUUGUUCAAGAGGCCGGUGAGAAUCAAGGACCCAGAAAUUGAUC
Lipotes vexillifer (Yangtze River dolphin) is the source of this 1869-nucleotide messenger RNA. It is a transcript of the gene ADRA1D, whose product is annotated as adrenoceptor alpha 1D. Gene Ontology annotation, cellular component: plasma membrane. The transcript is spliced from 2 exons. Gene Ontology annotation, biological process: phospholipase C-activating G protein-coupled receptor signaling pathway; cell-cell signaling; positive regulation of MAPK cascade. NCBI's taxonomy places the organism in Eukaryota, Metazoa, Chordata, Mammalia, Artiodactyla, Lipotidae. Gene Ontology annotation, molecular function: alpha1-adrenergic receptor activity. The coding region runs from base 51 to 1760 and encodes 569 amino acids. The record is from RefSeq and is a predicted model, not a curated record.